UAAGUUACUUACGUUGCGACGCACGGCUUUUCAUUUCUUCAGUUUGUUAACGAAACGCAAACGAUGCAGACGCGUCUCUACGGUAGCUGCGGCAAAUUAGUAGAUAACUAAAAAACAAAUAAAUAGUGCCUUACAUUUUGUCCAUAUUUGUGAUUGAAUGGACUGGUUGGGAAUUUGCAUAAAAACUUGUAACUCGAUUGGAAAACUGCUUUGUUAAACAAUUCAUGUGCCCCGCUCGGUGACAAUCAACCGGACUGCAGCAAACUAGUAAAAGUGACUUCCUCGUGUGCCUUUCAAUUAACUGAUUGCAACUUGCACUAAAACAAUUACUUGUGAGUUAACGAAAAAAAAAAUAAAAUAAAAAUUGCUUUCGAUUCUUCGCCAAACCAAAAGUCAGUGGUGUGUGUCCAAGUGGUUGCAAACGGAUUAGAAAUCUGCAACUGAGCCCGUAUUUCACCAACACCGCCAGCCACCCACCGCAGUUGGCGCGCGCAUGCUUGUUGGCAGUCAUUGACGCCUGGCAAUUAUUUACAAUAAUUUUCGCCAAACGCAGUGAGUGCAUAAAACGUGAAAAGCAUUCAACGAUUGCAACGCGGUGAAAAUCGUUUUCGUUUUCCUGGCACGGGGACGACGACGACUGACGCGUUCAGCUAGCGUUAAAAAGCAUUUUAUUUACAAAAAAAAAAAAACGAAAUUAUUUGUACAAAAAGUGCUACCACCUUGCGUUUGAUGGAUUAAUUAAUAACAGUAGCAACAAAACAGUAGCUAAAAUUAAACAAACGAACCGCAAAUUAAAGCAAAUUUAAUACGAAAAUUGGAGUAGAAGAACAACGCAAAAAGUUAAUGCGCGAAAAAGAAAGCAAAAGCGUUGCAGAAAAAUUUUAACAAACACAGCUUGCAAAAGUAGGUGAAACUCUGAAAGAAAUUGUGAAAAAUUUAAAUUUUUUAGAAACGAAAAACAACCGUAGAUUCAGCGCGCGUGUGCAUGUGUAUGACUUUAACGGGUGAAAAUUAAAAAGAUACUAGAAGAAAUUGAUUGCAAUACUGCAAAAGUAGUGAAAAUAUUUUUCCUAAUUUAAAAAUAAGAUUGAAUAAAUAAAUCACGCAGCAAGUAAUUAAAAGAACUCAGUCAUCGAACUCAUAAGUUGGAUUUCCUAAAAUUGAUUUCGAAGGCCUGGCACGUACUCGAUUUUAUGACCCAACAAUGAUCCGGCAACUACAAAUGUUUAACACUCCAAUCAACACGCUACUCGCUUGCUUGCUUGUGUGCUGGUUAGCGCGCGCACAUGCCGCCGAAAAAUGGUCACGCCAACUAGAACCGACUUCGCCAGGCGUAUCGGACUCUUUCGAUUGGGUGCCGGUGGCACAGCCAGUCGAUAGUUCUACUGCCAAAGAUCGGUCCGCAAAUGCACGUGUGCUCACCUACUCACAGGCUUACCCACCGAAUGGCCGUUUCGGUGAUCUGCCCAAACCGCAUAAUCCGCCCGUGUCUCAGCAGCAGCCAUUCGAUUUUCCCUAUCAGUUUCAACGUUUUGCCAAUCAACCACCACCACGUUCACAAGUCGGUUCACCUUUCGGCGCGCCACCACUAAAGGCUGCUGCCCCUGCUGCUUCGUCAUUACAAAGCGGUGAACCAACUUCGCAGUCAUUCUUCAAAUUCGAAAUGCCCUUCCGCACAGAGGGUGGCAGUCAUGGUGCAUCGGGCUCUCCCGGCUCAUUGCAGACUGGCUACCAGAUUCAGCAUAUACUCGGUGGAGGCGCGCAAGCCACGCUCUUUAGCUCACCGCUGUUCAAUCAGCAACCCGUUUUUCCACCAGAAUUCCAUCCCAUACCACAGAAGCCGCUACAACAGACUUUACAAAAACCACUGCCGCAACAGAAUUACAUCGAAGAUAGUUUCCCGAGCAAGAACGUCUACCGCGAAUCGAAACCUAAUCCAACGCAACAAUCUCUGCAAAGCGUCACACCACAAGUUUUCCCUGUAGAACAACAAGUUGAUCAAUUUUUUGAUUUGAAUAAGCCGUCAUCUUUCAAUGCGCAGUUGCCGUUCCAGCAUACUGAUAGCGCACCAACAGCACCCUACCAGCAGUCGGGUAGCGCACCGACAGCACCUGCUUCGUUGCCUACAAGUAAUGGUGGCAGCCAACAAGAUGUACAAUUGCUCUAUGUGCCAUACGAUACGCUCUUUAAUCAACAGAAGCCUGAGUCACAAGGUUUCGAAUUGAAUAAGUAUAAUGUCAACGCGGGCCUACCAACUGUCAAUCCCUUCCAAAUCAAUCAGUUUUACACGCAAGACUCACUCGAUUCGCUAGAUCAGCAGAACUACUUCGCCAGCAGCAUCACUACCAGCACAAGCCGUCCGAAGACGACAACGUUGAAGCCAACCACAAUCUUCCAGAAUUACGCUAAUCAACAACCAACUACGCCACGUCCCAAGCCAAAGGCACAUCAGCCACCACUUGCCAUGUUUUUGGUGCGCAACUCUGUGCGUCCCACGCAAACGGAUGUGGUGUCUGCUUUACGUCAUUCCAACACCAUCGCAGUCAUUGAUGCACCUACGAAGAAGAUACCCGAAAUAUUUGUUGGUCCUGCUGGUAUGUCUACACCAGAUGGCUAUGUGAAAUUCGAUCUGCCCUACUUGUCUCAAUUGGCACAGACACGCGAGCUGCGUGAGAUUCCGUUCUUCGUAGCGCCUUUGAGCUAUCGCACACCAAGUGGUUUCAAUAAGAUCCUGCUACCAGAACCGCAUGUGGGUUCAAUUGUUAUAAAUCUCGCCAAGAGCAGCAGCGCUCCACAAGCGGUUCUUAGCCAGCCGGCUAAGCCAAGUGCUGUUUACAGUCAAAAUGAUAUUAGUCAGUAUCAGUCACCACCGCCCACACAGCGCGUGCGUCCACACCGCGUGAAGCAGCCAUCUGCCACAAAGGACUACUAUCCCGCGGCGGUACUCAAUGAGCCUGUGCACAAAAACCGCGAUCAGUAUGAGAUCACGACUCAGCGCUCAACACUUCCACCGACACGCGGCAACAAGUUCAAUUACUUCUAUAAUCAAGACGCUAUCCAUGAGGUGAGCUCUCCAAAGGUAACCAAACACGAUCGGCCGAAGAAAAAGCGUCCACAAAACGUGCAACAACAACCAAUUGAGCAGCCCGCUUUCCCACAAACCAUCAAUAAUCCUUACGCCCAAUUCCAGCCUGCGCCUAACCAAAUAACCAAUGAUGAUAUCUACAAAGUUCAGUCGAGCCGACCUUCACCUAGUACAUCUCCAUCGACUAGCACUACAACUACAACCACUAGCACUACUUCUACAACAGCUGCGCCGGCGCAAACAUUCUACUCAUUCAAUCCCAAUGGGCAAGUUGAGUUCCAGAGUGCAAACGGACCCCUCUACUCUUUUGACACCAUACCAAAGGAGCCGGUUGAGGAGCAAGCUCCACGCUUCACCACUCGCCCGCCCAGCAGCACUUCGCCCGAGGAAGAGUACCACAUGAAGCAAUAUUAUCGUCAGCAAGAAGCUUUCCGCAAUCGUCCACAAAUCGUUAGUCCCACUAACCCACCCUUCGAACAGGUGCAAUACACGCCUGUCGACUUGGACUACGGGCGUGAUGUCAAUGCUCCUUCAACGACUCAUAAGACCACAUCGCCUACCAAACAACGUGUUACUUUCUAUUCACCUUCCCAACCUGGCAGCUCUGCACCGGAAGAUGCAUACAACGUCGUACAGCAACCCGAUUUUGCAGAGCUACAACAAGAGAAGGUUAUUGAGGGUGAAUUGAAACCGCAGCGUAAGCAACCUUCAAACCAUCGACCUUUGUACAAUCAGAACGAGAUACCCGAUAGCACUGUGGAAUAUGACCCCAAUCCUUACCAUGUGCCUUCAGAACUGCCACCACUCACACCAAAUUUGCCAGGCCUAGUGAAUAAUUUGCAAGAGAAGGACAAACAAAAUGCAAUAGGAGAACUUGCCACUACUACACCCAGUGAGCCAGAGAAGGAGCUGCCUACACGUCCAACAAGACGCCCCAUCAAUCGUGUGCGCAAACCUCUUGUGUCCAAAGUUACAUCCUCUGUUUCUUACUCUGAAACGGAAACCUCUACACGCCGUCCUAUACAACGUGUUCGCCGUCCGUUUGGCGCGCGUGCGACAGCUAGCACUCCAGCAUCUCCCGAUGGUGAAGAAGAAGCCACUUCGACCACACGUCGUCCAUCUUCAGCGGCACGCAACCCACUGAUACGCAAUCCCAACCGCAUCCGUUACCAACCGACUCCAGAAGAACGUCAGUCGCUGCGCACUAAGCAGCGUAAGAAGUAUGGCAACUCCGGAAAAGAUGAAGAUUUGGACUACCAACGCGAUGUGUUGAAACAAAAUUACCCAGUCAUUAAACCGCUAUCGUCACGCACGCCAUCCAGCCCUACAGCGAUACCCAGCUCAUAUGCUACGAACAGCGGCUCUGAGGCACCAACCUCUGAGACACAACAAGUUUACACAGUCACCCCCAGCAACACCGUAGGCACAAAUGAACAGACCUUCCCAGCCGGCAUGUUGGAGCCAAUGCAAAUCGCUCAGCAGUAUAGUCAGUAUACAAAGGACAAUUUCGGGCCAGGAUACUUCCCUAAUCAGGAAGAUUUGGGUCCCACGGAACCAAUCAUUCGCAACGAAAUCAAUCCUGUCUUCACCACUUUACCAACCACUACACCUACUCCAACCACAACAACAACAAGUGAAGAGCCCCAAGUAACCACAAGACGUUCACCAUUUAUACGCAGAAAUUAUCCACGGUUACGCACCACCACCACCGAGGCACCGACUACCACUACACAAGAGGCAGAGACAAAAACCUCGCUACGUCCACGCCUACCGCCGCGGAAGGUUAUCAAGGUACGCACGCGUACGCGCCGCCCAGUCUCAUCAACGACAAACCCAGAAGAGGAAGCCGAAGUCGAAGAGCCAAAGAGUAACGUACGCAAAAUAAAUCGUUUUAAUCACGAUUUAUACGAAAAUGACGCAACACCACCACAAAGACGUCGCCACCGUCCUAGCUUCCAGCUGGAUGGUCAAGAGUCGCAAUGGUCCCCAGCAUUGAAAUUCGGCAACAAUCAUCACUUCAAACCAACGAACCCGAAGGAGAAGUCUAAGGAGAAUGAGCACAAAUUCGAUGAGGAACCAGAAAUUGUAACGAUCGGACCUGAAGAUGAUAAAAAAUCGGAUAAUUAUGAAGUGAAUGUAUCCGCCAGCUUUGGUGAAGCCAAACCCACACUUAAGGCACCCAAUUUGAAGCCCGAGAAAUCCUUUGCCGAACUUCUGGAGGAAGUCAUGGGCAAGGCGCCAGAGGAAAAACCGCUCGAAUCUGUUGAAGAAACUAGCACGCGCACCACAGACGGCACAUUCUUCGAAUCGCAAAAGACAACAAUAUUUAAUCGCAUCAAUAGACGUAACAAAUUCAAGAAGCUCCAUUUGCCAACAACGCAAAACAACGAAAGCUUUGAGACCGCCGAAUCACAAAGUCUUGGUUCCCAACUUUACAACUCACUACAUGGAAAUGAAAAGUCUACAGAUGAAAUAGUCAACGAACUCAAAACGACUACACCACUCACACCGGCGCCCGGCGGCAAGAUCACAACAACCACGCUAACAACAACAACUGCUAGCCCGUCCAGCACCGUGUACACCGAAGAGCCAACAACGCCCGAUCAAUUAGAAGUCACCUCCUAUGCAACAACACUAGCCAUGGAUGAAGCUCUAGAUAAAACGACAAUCGCGCCAGCGGAAAAUGAAGCCGAAAGCGUCACAGCGGAGAGCGCCACACGACGCAUGGACGAAGCAGUGGAUGAUCUGGAAUCACAGCCAAGCAUAUUCUCUGAAGUCAAGCGGCAACUUCAUGAUCUCUUCGCAAUCGAUGAAUCCGAAGAUCAUGCGGUGACUGCUGCCUUGGCUGCAGUUGGCAAGAGACGUCAAGAAUAUAUGAAUAUCAAACGAACAAAGCCGGAUACAACCACACAAGCAAUGAAUGUGGCAGCCGUAGCGGCCGCAACAACAGUGCCAACGCCCUCAGUGGCAGCUGAGACGGCAGCAGCUGAUAAGAAGCCAUUACAGAAGAGCUUGAUGGAUCAGGUCGUAUAUGCGACAUCCACAUCGACGAAAGUGACAUCUGAAACAGAGAUUUGUUAUCGCGGACGGUGUAUACGAUCGGAAGAUUUGCCGUCGAAUCAUAAAUUGCAAUAAUAGGUAUAGAAGUAAAGCAGAAGCUUAAGAAUUUAGUAUGUUUAUUUGUACAUUUCGAGACUUGCAACGCGGCGGAAAUAGUGAAAGUGAUUUGCAUUCUAAGAGAUUGGCAUAACCGUAUACUAAAUUCAUAUGCAAGUUCGUGUUCGAAGAGUAGAUUGUGAUAAUAAAAAAAAAGAAAUGGGAGAUGAAAAAUUUUAAUAAUUUCAAUAACUACAUACAUAAACUGUACUUACAGUAUAAACUCUUAAAAACUAACAGAAGAGCACUGUUUAUUUACCACCCUGGGUUCGUCUCUUAAUCUUUAGCAAAUAGUAGUUAUGAAUUAGCCUUCUUCUGAAAUUUUCUUCAUUACUAGUGUUCGCGCUCUACAUACGUGUCUUUGUUAACGAUUUUAUUUUACAUACAUACAUAUAUACAUAUGUACAUCCAUAAAUAAUUUUAUUGUAAUCACUUAGCUUUACCGAAAAUCUAGUUUAGUUGAAUGCAAAAACCUGUGACGCGUCCAGUUAGUUUUUGUUUCAUUUAUUUUAAUUUUAGUGUAAGUUUGAAAUUAAUUGAUUAAUAAAUACGUUCGUAUUUUGCAUAUAUUUUAUAAUUAACAAAGAAACUAAACGAUUUACAAUACGAUAUAGUAUGUGCGUAUGUAUGUUUGUACAUAUACAUAUAUGUAUAUCUUACAAGCACACUUAAAAUUUUAGUAUGCUGUACUUUAUGGCAAAUUAAGUAAUCAUAAGUCUGUAUGUAAUAUACUUAGA
Molecule: messenger RNA, 6978 nt
Organism: Rhagoletis pomonella (apple maggot)
Lineage: Eukaryota; Metazoa; Arthropoda; Insecta; Diptera; Tephritidae
Product: mucin-5AC
Exons: 6
Coding region: 1205-6220 (1671 amino acids)
Source: RefSeq, a predicted model, not a curated record